AUGGCUCCUAGGCACACUGAUCUCCGCAAAGUAAGGUAUUUCGAAGAUAGAGCAGAAUUUUUGCUACGCAAAUGCAAGCCAGAAGAUAAGACCGACUUUGUGCUGCAAACAUUUCUUGAACUCAGCAAGGAUGGUUGGUCUGUCUGUACCAACGGAAGAGUCGCUGCAAGUGUGGAGAAGAUGGUGCCGUUUGCAUCAGCGGAAGCAACUGGCUGCCUGUUGAAGGUCUUCACAAAGGAACUAGAGCCCCUUUUCAGCACCAAAUUUGCACAUCACGUCCUUCACGCUGCUCUUCGGCACUGUACCUCUCAGCCAGAUCUUCGUCAAGAUGAACUCAUUUCCUCUUGUAUCAUUGACUAUCUCGACUUCAUGUGGGAUAAUUAUGCCAUUUUUCUACAACAGUCUCAUGCCUCACCAGCUCUACGCGUUUACCUUCAACUUCUCUCCGGAGUAAACAUUCCAAAAUCUCCUCAUACGGGGCUCUAUGAGGUGGAUAAAGUCACUCUUACUGAUCCACUUGAUCCUACCUCCUCCGAUCGGAUCACUGACCUGACCAAUCAGUUCCUUCUCUCGGAGUCGUUUAAUGCCUUCGUUGUGGACCCCAUGUCUGGUGCUUUUCUGCAAACCCUGAUCAUUGUCUGCUGGAAGCGGUUGGAAAAGGAUUUUGAGGCGAUUUGUUCGAAUAUUUUGCGCAGGUCACAACUCUUGAAAGCAUCUGAUGAUGCGGAGGUUCUGAAGUUGGAUGAAAAACGCGAGAUUCGCCUUCCAAUGGGAUUCUCCCACCCCGUAGCGGUAUUUUUCAUGGAGACACUAAUUAGCCUCCUUCCGGGGCGUUUGCUUCGGAAAUUUCUACACAACCACCUUCUCACCAUGCCGUCAUUGUCAGAAGGCAGCACCACCGAAGUAUCGGUCGUCUCUGCACUGGCAGGUCACGAAAACGCAUGCCGAGUGCUGCGCGCUACUAUCCGAGCGGUGAGGCGAGCCUCCGAUCUAAAAGAAAUAAUGUCGGCCCUCCAAUUGCCUGGAAUUGGUGAGACAGGGACAGGUCUGAGGGUGGCUCUCGACUCCGGUCAACAUUACCUCCUCAUCGCACUGGCCGAAGCGUGUCGUCGGUGCAGUGGGACCAGUGCGGAGGCCGUUCAGGCUACGUGUGAGAAGAUUCUCCUGGAGGCAUUCGAAUAUGUCCCAAAGACCAAAGCUAACGAUCAGCUAAUCAAAUCAAUUGUCCGCUUGAAGAGGCAGCCUGAACUCAAGACUAGCAGUGACGGAGAGGAGGAAGAGAAGAAACCACCAGCGACGGAGUGCAAGUUGGCGGGUUGCUUGCUGGCUGAGGAGGUGUUGAGUUUCACCCAUCACCGUCCAACUCGCCUGGCCAUCAGCCUAGCCAGCCUGCCAGCUGCUGAAAUGGUCGCGUGGGCGCGCAAUCAUAUGUUGCAUCGGGUCAUUGAGUCUGCCCUCCUCUCGCCCUCCGUGCCGGAGCAGAGGAAGCUUCAAAUCUUUGCAUGUCUCAAGCCACAAUUGGGUACCUUAGCCAUGGACCAAUCAGGCAGCCGGGUGGUUGAGGCCCUAUGGCGCAGCUCAGAAGCCUCCGCGUCGAAGCCAUCCACGGGAAAAGAGAUGUUAUCGUUGCGUGAGGAGAUUGCGCGGUGUUUGGCACCUUUGGCUGACCGUUUGGCGGGUGCAAAGUUUGGCAGAUUUGUGGAGAAUUUAGUCGCCUCUGCUGUCUACCGCACGAAUCCACAACGAUGGCGACAGGUUAAGUUGGCCGAGGCUAGCACCAACACCACUAAGGCUAAGGAACAGACGGCGGGAGGAUUGGGCAGUUCAGUGAAGCGACGUCAAUCACAAACGGACUUGCAGAAGCGUGAACAUUUGGCCAAGAAACAGAAGCACUGA
Molecule: messenger RNA, 1896 nt
Organism: Echinococcus granulosus
Lineage: Eukaryota; Metazoa; Platyhelminthes; Cestoda; Cyclophyllidea; Taeniidae
Product: Pumilio domain-containing protein C14orf21
Exons: 6
Coding region: 1-1896 (631 amino acids)
Biological process (GO): endonucleolytic cleavage to generate mature 5'-end of SSU-rRNA from (SSU-rRNA, 5.8S rRNA, LSU-rRNA); ribosomal small subunit export from nucleus; endonucleolytic cleavage in 5'-ETS of tricistronic rRNA transcript (SSU-rRNA, 5.8S rRNA, LSU-rRNA)
Cellular component (GO): nucleolus; 90S preribosome; preribosome, small subunit precursor
Molecular function (GO): RNA binding
Source: RefSeq, a predicted model, not a curated record